UCGCACCAGGCUCCCCGAGGGUCCCAUCCUGUCUCCGGAGGGGGAGAGAAGCGGGGCGGCCUCUCCAGCUGACUCCUUCCCGGCCCUGCGCUGGGAUGACCCACUGGGGGCUCCGGGCAGGUUGGGUGAAGGUUGUUCAGUGGCUGAAUUCCACUUUCUAAUUCUUGGCCUUUAUUUUUUCUUUCCAUCUCAGAUACAGAAACUGGAAGCCAUUUGUGGUUUUUGAAAGGCAAACUUUUCUCUUGGGAGGAAAAAAAGAGCAGAAUAACUUGGAGGGAUCCGUCCCAGAAAUGGUCCCGUGAAGGAAAAGGCAUCCGGAGACCCACCAGAGUCUUUGGACCCAUCUGGAGUUGCUCUGCAGGACAGAGAAAGGAUGGAGACACAACCUUUUGCCAAGAGGGGAAGCAGGAAAAGCCCUCCAGCUGUUCAGCCUGGGAAGGGAGGGGAGCUCUGGACAAGGACUGGGCAGAAGAUCCUGGAGGAGAAAACCAUCCUCCCUUCCGAAGUUCAGCCCUGGAAGUUCGUCCAAUACCGGGAGGCUGAAGGUCCCCGAGGACUUUGCAGCCGACUCCAUGACAUUUGCAGGCGAUGGCUGAGACCAGAAAAACACUCCAAAGCCCAGAUGCUGGACCUGGUGGUUCUGGAGCAUCUCCUGUUCCUGUUGCCCCCAGAGAUGGAGGGCUGGGUGAGGGAGUGUGGAGCAGAGAGCAGCUCCCAGGCGGUGGCCCUGGCGGAAGGCUUCCUCCUGAGCCAGGCGGAGGAGCAGAAGGAGGAGGUCCAGUUGCAGGGCUGCACUGUGGAGAUCAAAGAUCCUGAGGGAAAGAAGAACCCAUCAAAUCCCCCUCAGGAGCUAUUUUUCAGGAGGAUCCCUUGGGAAGAUCAAAGUCAGGACGCCUCAGGAGAGAAACAAAGAAUGAAGCUUUCUGGUUUUUAUGAUGGAUAUCAAACAACAAUUGAACCUCUAAAUCAAGAGAGUCUGGUGUCCUUCGAGGAGGUGGCUGUGUAUUCUCUGAGGAGGAAUGGUCUCAGCUGGAUCCUGACCUGAAAGCGCUGCAUUCAGAAGUCAUGCUUGAAAACCAUAGGAACCUGGUCUCUCUGGGUAAUAAUGGGCAGGAGAAUCCAGAUUCCUGUGAAUUGUUCCAAGUGAUCAAUACAACGGAGAAGUUUGGAAUUCGAAUGGAAUUAAAAAGCCAUGAUAGAAACCAGUCAAAUGAUUUCAAUCAGGAAAGCUCAUCUUCCACUGAUGCUCCAAUGCAACACUUUUGUGCCCAAGAAGAGAAAAUAAGGAAAAAAUAUACUGGAAAAAAUGUGAAGCUAAUCAAAGCUAAAGUAAAUGAACACUAUUUAACCCAAAACGAUGCUAUAAGAAGACACAAUGGACAAAAUUACAAUGGGGAAUUCAUUCUUUCUCUUGGAAAUAAGUGCCUUAGAUCUCAAAAAGCUAUUGACAGAAAAGAGAAGCCUUAUAAAUGUUUAGAAUGUGGAAAAUGUUUCAGAAAAAGCAAGCAACUUACUAUCCAUAAAAGGAUCCACACAGGGGAGAAACCAUAUAAAUGCAUGGAGUGUGGAAAGGCAUUUACUCAGGUCAGUAACCUUAGAAGCCACAAAAAUGUCCAUACAGGAGAGAAACCAUUUAAAUGCAUGGAAUGUGGAAAGACGUUUGCUUAUAGUAGUGGGCUUGGAAGGCACAAAAAUGUCCACAGAGGAGAGAAACCAUUUAAAUGCAUGGAAUGUGGAAAGGCCUUUGCUCAAAAAAAUCAUUUUACUUCCCAUAAGAUGAUCCACACAGGAGAGAAGCCGUAUAAAUGCAUGGAGUGUGGAAAGACCUUUAAUCAUGAAUGUAAUCUUAGAAGACACAAAAAGAUCCACACAGGAGAGAAACCAUUUGAAUGCACAGAAUGUGGAAAGACCUUUGCUCAAAGAGAUCAACUUAUAACCCAUAAAGGCCACACAGGAGAGAGGCCAUAUAAAUGUAUGGAGUGUGGAAAGACGUUUAGUCACAGUAGUACACUUACUUCCCAUAAGAGGAUCCACACAGGGGAGAAGCCGUAUAAAUGUAUGGAGUGUGGAAAGACUUUUGCUCUGAACAGAGAGAAAUAA
Messenger RNA from Thamnophis elegans (Western terrestrial garter snake), 2100 nucleotides. Its product is annotated as zinc finger protein 253-like. The record is from RefSeq and is a predicted model, not a curated record. Gene Ontology annotation, molecular function: RNA polymerase II cis-regulatory region sequence-specific DNA binding; DNA-binding transcription activator activity, RNA polymerase II-specific. Gene Ontology annotation, cellular component: nucleus. Gene Ontology annotation, biological process: regulation of transcription by RNA polymerase II. Lineage: Eukaryota; Metazoa; Chordata; Lepidosauria; Squamata; Natricidae.